Molecule: messenger RNA, 1468 nt
Organism: Porites evermanni
Lineage: Eukaryota; Metazoa; Cnidaria; Anthozoa; Scleractinia; Poritidae
Source: the annotation of a GenBank genome assembly
AUGUCAGAAAAGCCGCACGUCUGCCUUAGCUUUCUAAUAAUCAUCAUCUUUGCAUCCGCGAUAACUGCCAUACAGUUACCGUAUGAGGUUUAUGAGUCGAUAAUGGAACUCAGCGAUCUUGAUGACUACAAAAAGCUUAUUACUCAAGUUAAUGUGUCCAAUGAGCUAGGCCCCACUCGUCCAAUUUAUCGACUGGACCUUGACCCAGAAUACGUAGCGUAUUACGAAAUUGACACCGGGAACAACUACGUAAUAUUCUCUUCUGGGCCUAAAACCGGAGAUUAUCGAGACGUACAAAGUGGACCUGAUCCACGACCAAGCGACAUACUCAUUCAACAGGCUCAAAAAAUCGGUCAGAGGUGUGAGAAAUUUUACCGCCUAUCACCAUUUGGACUAACAAUUUGUAAAAAUGGCAAUGGAACAGUCGUCGCGGCGAACUACAACUGGACAGCUGAUUUUGCCGAGGUAGGAUGAUAAUCGAUCGUAACUAUAUCUAAAAAAUUUUGACCAUGGCAGGACUAGCUCAGUCGGUACUCUUGAAUGCAAAGCGGGAGGUCGCGGGUUCGAUUCCCAGGGCCGGACCAUUACUCGGGGUGGAAUAACUAAAAGAGAAAGAAAGGUAGUGUCAUUGUCAGCAAGUGACUGGGAUGACCAUGUAAAAUGGAGGUCUUUUACGUCCUCCUUAAUUAAUUGACACUCAUAUAAAAUGCGUUUUUCAGAAUUUGCUUGAUUAUAAAUUGUUUUGUUUCGUUAUGCGUUACGUUAUGUAAGAAGACAGUGACUGUUACACUAAUAACUUUCUGUGUAUAGUGUCAGGGUCGCUAGAAAAUGAAAUGGUACAAAUUGGUCUGCCUCUAAGAGUUUGAAGUUCAAGAGGGAAACAAAACGGCCGCUCUGAUUGAUCAAAAUCUUCAGAAAGUUACAUUUUUAAGAGAGAAUGGAUGCUAUUCGGAGGCUACCGUGAUCCACACAUUUUUUAAAAUGAACUAAACGUGCUCUUAGUCGGCAUGUCCAGCCUUUUAAUAGCGACAGAUAAACGCGACUAUUUUUAUCAAAAUUAAUUAUUAAUUAACUCCGAGUUACUAUCCAGACAAGUGAUCCGUCUUUCUAUGAAAAACAGAUUGGAGACUGGCGACUGCUGGAUCAGAUGGUGAGAGACAGCGCCGAUAGCUUUAAAAGUAAGUGGCACGAGAGAGCAGCACAAAGACGGUCUAAAACAGAGUGGGCCACCACAGAGGUUUUUUUCAACGGUAAUGCAAUCAACAUGAAUGAAACUGACGAGGAGGUCCUUACACCUGGCUCCGUGGCAAAAGUCGCACUCGGUGAGCAGUUCAGAUCAGUUAACGUGUACGUUACCAACGGUGAUAACUGGUGUAUGAGUCCUAGCUCAAGAUCAGCGUGGCACCAGAAACUCUGCAAAGUGCUCGUUGAAGUUUGUCAGCUGGACGGGACGGGCGUACCAAGAUAA